This is a messenger RNA of Penicillium daleae, 531 nucleotides long. RefSeq lists its product as uncharacterized. The record is from RefSeq and is a predicted model, not a curated record. The transcript is spliced from 3 exons. Bases 1 to 531 code for a protein of 176 amino acids. Lineage: Eukaryota; Fungi; Ascomycota; Eurotiomycetes; Eurotiales; Aspergillaceae.
AUGCGCUAUUUCCCUUUCCUAAUAGUUGCAUCGGCUUUUUAUGCCUCCGCGCAAGAGCCGACACCGGUGUCUCAAAGCGCAGCCGUACCUAGCGGAAGCACACAAUGCGCAUCUCAACAAAUUGUAGAUGAUUGCGUUGCUAUCAUGAAGAAUUCUCUACAAAAGUGCUCAGCGGAUAAUUGGGACUGCAAAUGUUCGGGUUCUGCGAAUAUCGCAAAUUGUUAUGUGAAUUGCCCCGACAGCCCAGACUAUAUCGCCGCUCAAUCAUCCAGUGCCUCGGAUUGUGCCACUGCCAACGCUUAUGAUAAGGGAAACACGAUUGUACCAGACACGUGGAAGACGAUGGAUUUUCACAACGAUGUUCGUCCAAGCGCUACGAGUACCAGCAGCGAUGCUGGCCCUACAACUACUGAGGCAAAGAUAUUGGAUAGUCAUAAGGAAUCCGCCAAGCCAUCCAAGGGUGCCGCAAGUGUGAAGGCUACCGGGAGCUGGCUUGCGUUAGUUGGUUUAGGUAUCGGCGCUUUCUUCUAA